Alternaria hordeiaustralica is the source of this 1035-nucleotide messenger RNA. RefSeq lists its product as uncharacterized. The transcript has a single exon. The record is from RefSeq and is a predicted model, not a curated record. Bases 1 to 1035 code for a protein of 344 amino acids. Lineage: Eukaryota; Fungi; Ascomycota; Dothideomycetes; Pleosporales; Pleosporaceae.
AUGUUCAGCCGCCCAUUUGAGUUUACCGCAUCUGCUGAAGACGACCUAAUCCCACUCGUUGACUCUUCUUUCACUUUCAAGACGUAUGCGAAAGAGAAGAACCCAUUCGACGUUCUGACGGGUGCAAUUACGCAUGGUGAUGAGGCACUUUCCGACGAAGCCAUCUCUCCAUCUAGCAUGUGGUCGGCAUCAAGUCGCCCAAGCAGCAGCCCGGCCACAGCACCAGAGACGAAGCUGCUAAGCGCCAACGUUACAGCUCGUCGCCCGCUCGCUAAAGCACAUACGUUUCUAGAAUACAAAGAGGAAUCGCGCUCGAAAGUCCAGGGUCAAGUAGAAGCGAAAAAGACCAUACUCGACCUUGUGCCCAUCGGAGAAGCGCAGACCUUCAGACUAGACGGCUCUUUCAUUUACGCCACCAAGACGCAGAACAUCCCGCGAUACCAGUUGCAUCGAGACUUCGACCGCGACGGAUCGGUAUCCAAGUUGCAUAUCCGCGCAGUACAUGCACGCGAAACGCGGUCAUGUUCAGUACCAACCACACAUACGGCACGCGACCAAUCGAUCCGCUACAGCAGCGAGGAAACGCUAUAUAGCAUAGAUGAAUUCGAGAUGCGCGGCAAGAAAACUGGAACACUCCCCGGAAGCAUUCAGAUGACGUCUGGGGAGUCAUUGUGGGGCGGCCAAUGGACGCGUAUCUGGCAUGUUACCAAAUGUAAAGCUCGGCAUCAUGUGUGCGAUUACAGAGGUGUAUGUGAGCCCGAGAAACAUCUUUUGUAUUGCGUCAAGAAGGGUGUGUGGGAGGAUGCUGAGGGGGUGGUUGUUGCGAGGGAAGAGACUGGGAGGGAGGGGCUGGGUGCUGCGAACGCGUCUCGGUCGUUGAUGCAGGUGGGGAUGGGACUCGAGAAGGGUAGAAAGGAACUUGUGCUGGAGAUGACGGAUGGAAUAGAGAAGGAUGCAAAGAGGCGCGAUUUGGUAAUGGCGUGCUGGGUGAUGAAGUUGUCGACGGCGGAGGAACUCCGGUGGGAGGGAAAUUGA